Molecule: messenger RNA, 2227 nt
Organism: Diatraea saccharalis (sugarcane borer)
Lineage: Eukaryota; Metazoa; Arthropoda; Insecta; Lepidoptera; Crambidae
Source: the annotation of a GenBank genome assembly
AUGCCGCGCCCGCGCCUCUCGCUCGCCAUGCGCGACAACUGGCGACAUCUGCAGCGCCUGUACGGCUUCGAGGUCGACUACGACGACUGCGUACCCCCUCGACGCGCCCCGAGCUUGGAUUCCCUCAUCAACUCAUCAGAAGCGGCGUCCAGCGCUGACGCAUCCGCCCCCGAGGAUUCCGACUCCGGCGCCGACACCCGGCACGACCCCGAUCCCCCGAGGAAGCAAUACACGUACACCAAUCCCGAUCGGAUCCCUAAGAAAUGUCCUCAAAGUUUCUCGUCGUCGUCUAGUGGUCACAUGGAGACGAUCCACGAAGAGACGACCGAACCUAAAGUGUCUGUGAAAGAGAUCCUCGCGAGAUUUGAAAAUCUCACCGAAAAGACUGAUUCCGCACAGAUUCAACCGAAACCGACCACAAAUGGAGUUGCGAAGGAGAGAGUGUCAGAACGUGACAGCAGAGAGACGCGUGACGUCAGAGACUCCCGGGAAAUGAGAGAGAGUCGUGCGUCCAGAGAGGAGACGGAACUGUCGGAGAGGCGGCACACAUCCCCCGCGCCUCGGGAUAGAGAGAGGGAGCGAGACCGAGAUAUGAGAGAUGAGAGGAGGGAACAGACCACACCACAACACGACGGUAGACAUCCGUUGCUGCAGUUCGCGGUGGAUCACUUCCGGCAAAGCCCAGAACUAGAAAUACUAAAGGCCGACUCUUCACUGAAGAGUAAAGCUAAACGUAACGAGUGGACAUGGAAGGCUCAAACGGACGUAGUAAAGUGGCAGGCAACUCCGUUACGUGCGCCCUUGCUACGACUGCCGGCUGCGCUCGCGCCGCCCGCGCUCGAGUGCUUCACCUGCAUACGCGCCUACUGCGGGGACCUCACGCCCGCCGAGAGGCCCGUGCACCAGGACCUCACGGAGGUCAAGUGUGUCUACACUGUACUCAUGCACUGCCACUCGGUGCCAGAGCUGCGUGAUGAAGUGUACUGCCAGCUGAUGAAGCAGACCACCUCUAACCGGUCUCAGGCGCCGGACUCGUGCCAGCGCGCCUGGCGGCUCAUGUCCAUCCUAGCUGCAUACUUCACAUGCUCCGACACGCUCCGGCCAUUCCUGGUGGAGUACCUGUCAUCAGCUGCGGCGGACAGGCGGCGCGGCUGCCAGGGAACAGCGGCCGUCUGCCUCGCUAACCUCAGGAAGACACUACGAUGUGGAGGCAGGAAAAACGUGCCCAGCGUCGAGGAGGUGACGGCAGUGUCGGCGGGCAGGUCGGCCCGCCGUCAGCUGUACCGUCUGCCGGGCGGCGCCGAGCGUGUGGUCAACACCCGAUGCGCCACGGUAGUGCAGGACAUUGUUAACGAACUGUGCGAACUGAUCGGCGUGAGCAGCGCGGCGGAGCGGCAGGAGUUCUCGCUGUACUGCAUCGUGGCGGGCGACGCGCUGACGAUGCCGCUGGCGGGCGACGAGUACGUGCUGGACGUGACCACGGAGCUGCAGCGCGCGCACCACCCCUUCUACCUGAUCUUCUGCCGCUCCGUGUGGCACCACCCGCUGCGCGCCGACGCGCCGCCGCUCUACACGGAGCUGCUCUUCAACCAGGUGGCGCCGGACUACCUGGAGGGCCUGCUGGUGGUGGUGCCGAGUGGGGGCGGGGGCGGGGGCGGGGGCGCGCGAGGCGGGCGCGGUGGGCGCGCUGCUGCACCGCGCGGCCGCGCUGCAGGAGCCGCCGCAGCCGCGCGACCUGAAGUUCCUGCUGCCCAAGCCGCUGCUGGCGCUGCCGCAGCCGCGGCCGGCCGCGUGGCACGCCGCGCUCAUGGCCGAGUGGCCGCACGCGCGCGCGCUCUCGCCCCAGCACGCCAAGGCCAAAGUGCUGCAGGUGUUGUCCCGGUGGCCGCUGUUCGGUUCGUCGUUCUUCGCGGUCCGCCGCGCGGUGGGCGGCGGGGGCGCGGGGGAGUGGCGGGAGCACGUGCUGGCGCUGAACCGGCGCGGCGUGCACCUGCUGCACCCGCACACGCACGAGACUGACACGCACUGGACGUACGCAGAGCUCAUCUCCACCAGGAAGGUGCGGUCCGAGGACGGCACGCUGUACCUGGACGUGAAGUGCGGCUCGCUGCUGCAGCAGCGCGUGACGCGGCUGCAGGCCGAGCAGGCGCACGAGAUCGCGCGCCUCGUGCGCCAGUACGUGGCGCUGCAGCGGGACACCGCGCACCAUACAGGUUUCAGCACGUGA